Molecule: messenger RNA, 2187 nt
Organism: Lodderomyces oxycetoniae
Lineage: Eukaryota; Fungi; Ascomycota; Pichiomycetes; Serinales; Debaryomycetaceae
Product: ferric reductase family protein
Exons: 1
Coding region: 1-2187 (728 amino acids)
Biological process (GO): copper ion import; intracellular iron ion homeostasis; iron ion transport
Cellular component (GO): plasma membrane
Molecular function (GO): ferric-chelate reductase activity
Source: RefSeq, a predicted model, not a curated record
AUGUGGUCAAAGUCGCUUUUUCAGUUGCUUUUGUUGGUUCAAAUAGUUCCAUAUGUUGCAGCUUAUGGGACCCCUUUUGCAUUCAAAUUGUCAAAAAGAUAUUAUUCUGGCUGUUCAUUGCAAAUAAAAAAUGAAGUGACAAUUUGUCUGCCUCGUAACAGUACAUGCACAUGCACAAACCCCAACUAUUUGGCAACGUUGGCUUCCUGCUUGGAAUUCGCUGGAGGUGCAAGUAAAGAAAACAUUAAGCCGUUCAUAGAUAGUUGUAAAGAAAAUAAUAUUACGCUUCCAAGUGAUUGGUUUGCAAAUGCUAUCCUUUAUUAUAAUGAGAAUGCCAGGUCAGCAUCUACUAUACCUAAUUUCAACCAAUCCAAAAAGAUUGAUUACCCCUUUGUUUUGAACAAAAGCAUGACCCCACUUUACCAGGAAUCAUAUAGAAGGUUUUUUGGUAACUACGAUCAUUCUUUAUACUAUGGAGCAGGUUUGCUAGGAUUUUGGUUAGCUGUUAUGGUUUUAGGGGGUAUUGCUAACUGGAGUAAGAUACUUUUCCCAAGCUUCACUAAAAAAUUGACCAGUCCGGUAGUCAAUUGUUGGAGAAAACAUGUUACAAUGCCUGCCACAUUUGGUAAGAAGAAAAUGCAAGACCAGACGUUCUUGAGAUAUUUUGGGUUCUUGAUACCUUCGAGAUUCGAAUCUUUAGUGAUUGCCUUGUUCUAUGGAGCUACCAUACUAUGCAAUGCACACAACAUGGAAGCAAUUGAAGGUGACCCAGUUUUCUAUUUCAGCAAAUAUAAAGCAGAACUAAGAUAUGUGGCAGAUAGAACUGGAAUAACUGCAACCAUGUUUAUGCCAUUGAUAUUUUUAUUUGCCGGAAGAAACAACUUCUUGCAAUGGUUGACUCGCUGGAAUUACAGCACGUUUCUCGCAUACCAUAGACAUACUUCUAGGGUCAUGUUCAUUUUAAUAGUCAUCCAUGCGGCUUUGUUCUCCUAUUUGGCGGGAGAGUAUUAUAGUUCAUCAGUCAUGAAACCAUAUUUUUACUGGGGAAUCAUUGCAACUAUUGCUGGGGGUCUCAUCAUGAUUCAAGCAAUGUUGUUUCUCAGAAGAAGAUGGUACGAGAUCUUUUUACUCUUGCACAUCGCAUUGGCUGUGCUCUGGGUAGUCGGUGCUUGGUACCAUCUUGUUGAAAUGGGAUAUAUACAAAUGGUAUACCCGGCAGUUGCAGUUUGGGCAAUAGAUAGAGUUGUUCGGGUUGCACGUUUGGUCAGCUUUGGGUUUCCCAAUGCUGAUGUGACAUUGUUGUCGGACGAGACAUUGAAGGUUGUUAUUCCAAAACCAAGCUACUGGCGCUCGAUACCAGGAGGUCAUGCAUUCAUACAUUUCUUGAAACCAACAUACUUCUGGCAGUCUCACCCAUUUACAUUUACUGACGCUGUUGAUAAGAAGGAUUGCAUUGUAUUAUUCUGCAAAGUCAAGGGAGGUAUCACUCACAGUUUAUACCAGUUGUUGGUGACUGCACCUGGAAGAACAUGCAAGAUCAGGGUUGGUGUCGAGGGACCAUAUGGUGAAGCGACUCCUGCCAGAUACGCAGACACCGCUGUGUUUAUUGCAGGUGGAAAUGGUAUUCCUGGUAUCUACUCUGAGAUAAUGGACAUUGACAAAAGAAGCACACAAAAAGAAAGGAGAUCAUUGAAGUUGAUCUGGGUUGUCAGAGAAUGGAGGUCGUUGUACUGGUUUUAUGAGGAGUUAAUGAGCCUAAAAAACACCAGUAUCGAAACAACAAUAUACGUAACUCAACCAUCGUGCCAUGACUAUGUUGAAAACUUUGCAUACAAGCUUACCGCAAUGGACGAGAUAUCAGAAAAAAGUGCCGACUGUUGUGAGAAACAAAGCUCGAUAAAGGAAGUGACAAAACUUGAAGAAAGCUCAUGCGAAGAGAAAUCUAAUAAACAUUCAAUUAUUGAAUCUACCAAAAGAGAACUAUCACAUAUUAGUUUCAAAGAAGGAAGACCUGACAUUGCUGAAAUUGUUCCACAAGAGAUUUGUGAAUCCAAUGGUUCUGUUGCAUUCGUAACCUGUGGUCACUCUGUCAUGGUUGAUCAAAUACGUUACUAUUGUUCUGAAAAUGUAGACAACAAAGAAAGAAAAAGAGUUGAUUUUUACGAACAAGUUCAAGUGUGGGCUUGA